Molecule: messenger RNA, 2004 nt
Organism: Rhododendron vialii
Lineage: Eukaryota; Viridiplantae; Streptophyta; Magnoliopsida; Ericales; Ericaceae
Product: WRKY transcription factor 42-like
Exons: 6
Coding region: 105-1529 (474 amino acids)
Biological process (GO): regulation of DNA-templated transcription
Molecular function (GO): sequence-specific DNA binding; DNA-binding transcription factor activity
Source: RefSeq, a predicted model, not a curated record
GGAGUUGGACUGAGCUCCUAUUUAUCCCUUCCAAAAUACUAGUACCUCCAUAUAUACUAAGCUAGUCUUCGACCUGUAAACACUAUUUUUUAAGAACAAAAAUCAUGGACGUCGCCUCCGAUCCGAGUCUCGACGCGGGAGAUCGUCGUGAUCGAGUUUAUCCUCCGGCUACGUCCGGCGGAAAACGGAUUGUCAACGAGAUGGAUUUCUUCUCUAGCAAAAGUCACUUGAAUUCCAAGAGAACUUUAUGGGUUGAUGUCAAGAACGAGAGUAGAGCACAUGUUCACGGGAUGCCACCAGGAUACGAAAUCGAUACUGGUUUAAAUCUUCUCACCACCCCAACGGAUAGUGAUAAAUCCGUGGUUGACGAUGAAACAUCACCUCACAUUAAAGAGAAGCGAAAUCAAAGCAAUAAGUUAUCAGUAUUGCAAGCAGAGGUUAAUAGGAUGAAAACGGAAAAUCAAAGGUUGAGAAGCAUGGUUAAUCAUGUGACCAACAACUAUUAUACCUUACAGCUGCAAAUUGCAUCAAUGAAGCAGCAGCAACAGAUCGAGAGAAUUACCAAGACAGGAGAAGAAAGACAGAUGAUAGAUGGAAUAGUACUAGAGGAGAAAAGGUCUGGAGGAGCCAUGGUAGCUAGACAAUUCAUUCCCGAAAAAUAUGAGCAAUCGGUGGAAAGAACAAGUCGCGGUCGUUGUGGAUACCGCGGCCAUGAAGAGAGCCCUGAAAUUGCAUCUCAAGAUUGGGUUCAAAACAAAGUGCCUAAGCUUGAUACUUCCAAGGAUUGCGACCAGGCCGCGGAUCAGGCUGCGAUGAGGAGAGUCCGUGUCUCGGUUCGUGCACGUUCCGAGGCACCUAUGAUCUCGGAUGGAUGCCAAUGGAGAAAAUACGGGCAAAAGAUGGCAAAAGGAAACCCGUGCCCUCGAGGUUACUAUCGUUGCACCAUGGCACUUGGUUGUCCAGUCCGCAAGCAAGUGCAAAGGUGUGCAGAAGACCGAACCAUCUUAACAACCACCUACGAAGGCAAUCACAACCACCCCCUCCCUCCGGCUGCCAUGAUGAUGGUAUCGACAACCUCAGCCGCAGCCUCAAUGCUACUCUCCGGUUCAACCUCCAGCUCAGACCACCACGGCGGGCUCCUCAACACCACGCCAAUCCUCCCGUACACCACCCCGCACUUCACAACGAUAUCGGCCUCGUCGCCUUUUCCCACCGUCACGUUAGACCUCACCACCAGCACUCCCAACCCCUCGCUUUUUACGAGACCGCCACAAGGCCCCUUCGGCCACAUCCAUUUUCCAAACCAGAAUCUGGCCUCUGGGCCACAGAAUCUUGGCCAACAGGCUUUGUACAACCAGACUAGUAAAUUCUGCGGGCUUCAGAGCUCUCGGGAAAUGAUGAGCGCUGCGGGCGCGGCUAUCACGGCGGACCCGGAUUUGACGGCGGCUUUGGUAGCGGCUAUUGCUUCCGUUAUGGGAAAUGUGAGCCCACACAAUAAUAUUAGUAGCAACAGCAAUGCUUCGCACUAAUAAAUUGGUAUCAGACUAUCAGGUGCCGUUUUGAUUUGGCGUCUUGUUUGCUUAAAAUCUCGUCGAAUCUGAUACCAAUUUCUUGGCGUGUAAUUUGCAUAAUACGUACAAACCCGAGUUUUGUAGAUAUUCGACAAGUGCGUUGCUAUCUUUGUCGUUCUUUUUUUUUUCCCAAUAUAUUGUACGGAGUAUACAUCAAUAGGGUUAGCGGGGUGUUAAUAGAUUAGUUAACAAGAAGUUUCAAAGAUUUUUCAUAGCCUUGAAUCCCAAACGCUUACGAUGGGGCUCGAACUCUGGCCUCCAAGAUCCACGAAAUAUACCAACUGGACUAGAGCUCAUUAGCGCCAUAUUUUUCGUUCAUGUAAGUAAAAUACAGGCCUUUAGCCCUUUUUCUCUCAUUUCAUGUAAGUAAAUGGACAACAGCCUGUAAAAAUUGCGUUAGUUUUGUGCGUAUAUUGGAUCGGAAUUUUAAUUG